AGUUUAAUGAUGGAUGUGUUUGAGCGCCUGUCGUCUGACAAUGGAGGGAAAACCGCGCUUGGUCUGUAGAAAAGUCGCCAAAGUGACGAAGGUCAAAAAGUCAACGGAGCCACCAUAUCCGCACGACAACUCCAGCUGUCAAGGACCUGCAAAGAUACCGCAAACCCAUGGAUGUCCUAACGGACUGGCACAGCCAACAAAGGAAGUAGAGGACUAUUACUACGUCCAGUCUGAUUAUGGUUUGUCAGCAAGGACAGUAAAUAAGAGCCGAGCUAGUUCGAGAGCUUCGUCUAUUUCGUCCUGGGUUUCCUGGCAGGACCAUGCGACUCCGAGAAAGAGCAGGGCCAUACAGAGGGUGCGUCAGCUUUCCGAGAAGAUCACAGGACUCGAACUUCCACGCCGUCAAACGCGUCUGCGUCUGCCCGACGUGGUCGCCAGGAGAUCUGUGUCUUCCCGAUCGGCCGUGAACGCGAGUGGAACGCCAGGUUUGGAGCGGCAGUACUCCAAAACAGCCCCGGCGCGGCUGGCGUCAAUACGCGAAGGACAAUAUCUAUCGGGUACGUUACAUUUUCCUCCUAUUCUCAGUAGCACAGAGGCGACCGCACAAAAACGAUAGACAGUGUGACGUUUUUCUCUAAUGAUGAAUAAUUGAGCAUGUCGACUUUUCAUGGAGAGAACAAUGGACGACAACCGGCCGUUUCAAGGGGACAAAUUCUGGGAUUUGGCUUCAAUAGAGACGAGGACAAUUCAUUAUGAUAUGCACGGGGAUACGGCAUAGCAACAGCGGGGACAGCUUACGACAAACUGGUCCCUUGGGUAUUGCAAAGCCGCAAAGACCUUGCAGGAAGGAUUGAACAUUUUGUUGUCACAGUGACAAUGGGCAGGAAAUGUUGUUGUCGACGUCAAGACCAAGACGCAUGACGCAGUCUGUAAGUACUUUGUGAUUCUGAUCUCCCAUCGCUAAUUUUUUCUCGUGGUUUGAGCUCCAGGAUGUGCUAUGUUCAUAUCUUAGAGACCGCGUAAACAAUUUUGUGGCAAUGAAUAGGUUACAACAAGCCCGUCUCUUCGAGCCCGGAUAUGAAACAUCAAAAUGGACUUUUCGCGCAUUUGAAUGAAGAAAUUUAAAGCCAGCGCUGUACAAAAAGAGCAGACUGCCUGUUCCCAAGAUGAGCACAGUCAGCCGUUUUCCGCCAUUACAAGUGUCUUCUGUGAAGGAGAUGGACAAAAUUAGGCCAAGGUCUCACGAAAUACCAAGGCAGAGUCAGCAGGAUGGACAAUCCUCCGACAAACCCCGGCCGAAAUCUCAAGAACUUCCGCUGAUCAGAGGCGCUUCGAGAGCGGGGUGGCGCACAGCGAAGUCUAGAGUUGCGUCUAAAACGCGAACGGACCAUGACUCGGCGCUGAGUUUGAAACCACCGCCUGGCCACACGGGGCGCACCCCGUCCCCGGGUCUCAGGCCUCGGGCGGGGUGGGAGAAACAAGAUGGCGCCAGGACCCCGUCAGAGGAGAUGGACGAUCUCAACCGGUCCAGCAGAAACAGGUUCUAUCGAACCGCUGCCAUGGCAACGAGGUCCCAGACACUCCUGGAUAUCAGCCGCCAUCUUGUCCCUCCAAUCGCUGGUCAAAAUCAACGACGGGAAAGCGACUUUCAGGAAACGAAAACGACUGAGAUGAAAAGUGAAGCAGUCGACGAGAAAUAUGGUUGGCAGUCAACGGAUAAUGUUACACUUACGUCAAGUACUGUUAGGUUGACUCAAGAAGCCGUAAGUCUAACGGUAAGAGAUCUUUAUUCACCUCUUGUGAAUGAUGAUGUGUGUGAAGAUAGCAACAAUAGAGAAGAGACAUGGGACUAUAGUUCGAUGCGUUUGAACAAAAUUCAACAACCAGGAGGAGUCGAAGUAGUUAACUCAACUCUCGGGGAUAAGAUCUCGCGUGGAGACGACAAAGGUCGAGAACAAAUAGAGCACCGCAGCCUCAUACAUUUGAACCAAAAGCACGGCAAAGAAACAUUUGUUUCAACUCUCGUGGGUACACGUAGGAACUCGCGUAAAGAUGGGGACGACCAAGAAGAGAGACAGGACAAAAGUCAUAACACAUCGGCGAGAGAAUCACCAGAAGACGUGUACUUGAGCGCCGGUCUCUCGUACGGUUACAAGUUGCGGAAUGAAAUCUCCAGAUGGGGUAACCAGGACAGCUCCAGGUUUUCUCACUCCUUAAAGCUGCUGAAUCGCAUCGAAUCGGGCAUAGGGAGCAUGCUGGGGGGAAAAACACUACAGAGUGCGGAAUGUGAAGAGAAAUUACAGAGAGAAACGGAGAAUUCGUUGCCGAACUUACAGAUCAGUGAAAAUGCCUCGGAAGAUCCUUUGGCUUCGGACAAUACGCUGACACGUACACGCAUGAAUGAAGGAAAAGAAGAUGAAAACUCUGAAGGAAAAGGACAAAUAUUCACAUCACACGGACGCGAUGAGACUGACAGUAAUCUAGCGACCACAAACACGCCUACCCGGGAGUACACUAAACCAGCGAGAAACGCGAACUCUUGGUGCCAAACGUCGUACGGUGACUACUACGUCACAACACUUGAGGAGAAAAGACAACCAAAUCCGACACAAGGGCGUCAGAAAAACGGAAAGACUCUUGUUAGUGGAGAACUCCACACGUAUGAGGACUAUUUCAUUUCCUUAGAUAGUAGAAGUAAGUUCAAGAGGGUUUGACCAACGUUUUUGGAGUUAGAUGUGUAUAUAAUAAUAUUAGACAUUUCAGUGAAUGUGAUUCCAACAUGUAACGUGGAGUCUCUCAAAGCGAUUCUUCCCUUCUCAAACACGUCAUCUUGCGACUACACCGAAAAUUGCAGACUUCCGUCUCAAAAGACCAAUU
Molecule: messenger RNA, 2877 nt
Organism: Branchiostoma belcheri (Belcher's lancelet)
Lineage: Eukaryota; Metazoa; Chordata; Leptocardii; Amphioxiformes; Branchiostomatidae
Exons: 1
Coding region: 1167-2714 (515 amino acids)
Source: RefSeq, a predicted model, not a curated record